This is a messenger RNA of Penicillium argentinense, 960 nucleotides long. RefSeq lists its product as uncharacterized. The record is from RefSeq and is a predicted model, not a curated record. Bases 1 to 960 code for a protein of 319 amino acids. The transcript has 3 exons. Gene Ontology annotation, biological process: mRNA splicing, via spliceosome. Gene Ontology annotation, cellular component: catalytic step 2 spliceosome. Lineage: Eukaryota; Fungi; Ascomycota; Eurotiomycetes; Eurotiales; Aspergillaceae. Gene Ontology annotation, molecular function: protein binding.
AUGGCCCCAAAACAAUUCCCUACCCGACACAUUCACACUCUCAAGACUCACAACGCCCCGGUCAAUGCGGUCACUUUCUCCAGCUACCCCGGCACCUACAUCCUCACCGGCUCCUCAGAUCGCGCAGUUCAUCUCUCGCGGGCGGUCCCCAAUAAUGCAGAAAACUCUACUUCGGCAGUAGAGACCACCACUCCUAUCCAGCGGUACGAAGCGCAUGGCUAUUCCGUCCUCGAUGUGGCAGUUGCCUCCGACAAUGCGCGCUUCGCCAGUGUAGGCGGUGAUCGUCAGGUUUUCCUAUGGGACGUUGAGCAAGGCAGUAGUGCCGAUACCACAAUCAACCUCUGGGACACCCGUUCGAAGGGGACCAAGCCUAUCCAAACCCUCACUGAAGCUAGUGAUACCGUCUCAUCACUCCACGUCCAUAUGCCUUCCUAUUCCAUUGCGAGUGGUAGCUACGAUGGUCAUGUGCGCGUGUAUGAUCUCCGCAUGGGCCAAACGACCGUCGAUGUUAUGGCGCAUCCCGUGACGAGCGUCAGAUGUUCUGCGGACGGCAACGCGCUCCUCGUAUCUACACUGGAUAGCUACAUUCGAAUGCUAGACCGGAGGGACGGCAAGCUUCUUGCAGCCUUCGGGGGUUCAGAUCGAAAGGAAGAGCAAGCGCCGGCUGGUCUCCUCACUGGCCCUCGCCAUAAAUAUAAGAAUGCAGAGUUGCGAGUUCGCUCUGUCUUUGCCCAAGGCGACGGGGUCGUGCUUAGUGGCAGUGAGGCUCACAAAGAUGAUGGGUCCGGCCUUGGCGCUGCUGUGUUCGCCUGGGAUAUCUUGACCGGCGAGAAUGUUGCAACAGUGCCGAUGGGAGGUCGGGUUAAGGUGGUGAGUUGUGUGGCAUGGAAUGAGGCGGGUUUCUGGGCCGGUGGAUGUCCCGACGGUAUGUCCUCUGAUCUUCUUUUACCUUCGGGUUAA